AGAGGGACUUGGCCGGAGGUGGGAGGAAGCAGGGAAUCGGGGAUCGGGCUCUCUCGGCGCGGCCCGGAGGUGGAGGCGAAACGUGCAACUCCCCAAGAGCCCCGCGAGCGAGGGAGGCAAAGUUUCAGGUGCAGCUGCAGCGGCGGCGCCUCCGCCUCCGCCGCCUUUGCCCUCCGCGCUGCUCACCUUGAAGCCUGCGCCCGGGCGCGUAUGCGCGGCGGCGGCGAGGAGCUGCCUGUCCGUGUCUGCUCCUGCUCCUGCUCCUGCUGCCGAGCGGCGAGGGGUCGAGUCCAGGCGAGCGCAGCUUCAGGGCCGCCGAAGGGCUGCUUUUGUGCUUCGUCGGUAGACGAAUGUGGCUGUGUGUUGUGGAACCGCAUCAUAACAUUGUGAGUCAUCCAUCCCUCCCUCCCUCCUCCUCGACUCUCUUCCUUCCCACCCCCUCCCCUCUCUCAGCCUGCUGCUACGUCAGAGAGGGGCCGGAGACACGGAUCAGGGAGGGAGGGGAUAAGCAGGGGCCACCAGCACCACCGCAGCAGGGAUGCAAGGCGCAGUGGGCACGCUGGGGUGGAGAGAUCGGCGGAACGGGCAGCUGGCGACCAGGGAGCCGGGCAAGCGGGGGCGCUGCUGGGGUGGCUCCGGCGACAGGGAUGGCGAUGGGGAGGGAGAAGGACGCGCAGGUGAUAAAUCCCACGUUGCGCGCCCGUGGCAAACUCUGACGCAGGGAUAGAGGCGAGAGACGCAGCUCAGGGUCACGGGCUGCAAAUCUGCAAUAUCAUUCUCCGGUGCGCUUCUCCACCAUCACCCCAGCCCCCAAAACAUCUAGCCACUCACUUUAGGGCUUCCAGGAUCCUGGCGACACCCCGAAACGCAAAGGCCCAGAUCUCUCAACGCGCUUCAACCUUGACAGGCUCUGUCAUUGCUUAGACUUUCUCAUCGCUACCCCGCACCCCAGCAGGCUUCCCCUAACGAAUAGGUCGACAACCUCAUCAUUCCCUCCCCCUCCCCGCAACGUGGUUGCCAGACGAAUUUGGCCUUAGGAUCAAUGUGGGGCCAUUAACUCCAAGAGGAGUUUGGGCAUCCAGUUCUGUUGACGAGGAGUAGCAUCCAUUUAGUCUGUUACUAAGCAGCAGCAGGAAGACCAAACACGUCCUGCUGGUGCUAUAGAGACUAAGAAACACUAGCCUUCUUCCGUGGAAGCAUACACCACGCAGCCUGAAGGUACAAGUUGGAGGCACACCCAUCUGAUAUGAUAGAUCAGCUUCUGCCGCUUAAAAAUGUGCAAGCUUUUGAAUUCUUGAGUCCUUCUGCAAGCAGGUGCUGCAUCAAUGCAUCAAUGUUUGUUUUAAGGACUUCCACAGUCACCCAGUUCAUCUCCCUUAGGAAGGUUGCAUGCUAAACUAUUUUGUGUAUUUAUGUUUGCCUUGAGGAGCUGCAAUUGCUUCCGGUGCUAUAAGCCCCGAUUGAUGGAUCAAAACCCAAGUUGCCACAAGCUGAAUGAAAGUCAUGCAAGUAGGGCCCUAAUAAAACAAACAAACAGGCUGUUCUUGCUGUUCUAGAAUUACAGCACUCCAAGAUCCUUUGUACUUCAGUUUCCACCAAAGUACUAUGUCAUUUUCGUAAGUUGCAGACAUCUCAUUCUUUCCUUCUCAUUUUAACACUCAAAUAGUAGUAUAAAAACUGUUUGGGUCUUCUGUGGUUAAUAAGCCACCUUUAACAAGCCACAAAACAGGGGGGGAAAGGCUUUUUUUGAUUAACAGUGAUGUUUGCAGUUAAAUCAGUGGUCUGAUGCUCAGAACAUCAUUCUUGGUUGUGCUACUGACUUCAACAGACUUGAUCCAAUCAUGUUUGGUACAGAAGCAUCUGGAAGCUGUAUCUUGUUAUGUCCUUCAAAUAAAAAGGAUCCAAGAUCUCUGUCAUGGUAAUAGCGUUCUGAAGAUGACUCUAUUCUUGCUGAGGAUGAAUAUGGGCUGUACCAAAGGAAUUGAUUAUAUUGACUUAUACUUCGUUUCCUUUCUCAUUUUCGCUUAAUCUUUUUUCUCCCUACCUUUUGCUGCCUCUUUGAUCUCCUUCAAACUUAGCCUACAUCCAGACACCUAGGGUCCCUUUUAUUUAUAAUACUAUUUAUAGGCCCUUUGCCACUUUUUUGGCACAGCCCAUUCAAGGUGGUUCACAAUGUCAUAAAAACACAAUACAUACAGCAAUCCAAAAACUCAGCAACGGCAGCAGUGUUAGCAAAUACUUGAAAAGGUAGACCAGUUGAAACAAAACAGCAGUGUAAAUUCCCUGCAAAUGUAAAGAACUAUUUUAAAAUGGGUAGUUCCCCCCUGCCUCUGCCCCCCCCCAACAAUGAAGGCUUCAUUUAGGAGAGGGCAAUUCUGAAAUAAAUGGGCUUUUUAAACCCACUGAAAGGUUUGCAGGUUGGAGGCUAAAGAGCUGCAAGAGGAGAAAGUUCCACCGUCUGGGGACCACUUCCAAAAAGGCCCCCACCUACACUUGCUGUUGUUUCUGCUUCAGUCAGUAACUAAGUGGAGUGAGAAGGGUACCUUCCGUAGCUGCAACUGAAGAAUGGAGCAACAUGACAAAGCUAUGUAACAUCGUUGUGGUUUAAUAAUAAAAUAUUAUGAACAUUUUCCCUAAUUUAGAACUGACAUUUUAAAGGAUGCAAAUGGAAAAAGCAUAAAAUAUCCUGUUGGGUGGACCUGUUCAGGGCAGCAAGGCAGACUAAGGCAGGAAUCCCAUAGCCACUUGCCUUGAGUAGGCUCCAUUGAAAUCAGUGGGACUUACUUCUGUAUAUACAUGUAUAGGAUUCUUCCAUAAAUGACAUCCUUGCAACUUCAUUGCCUCUAAACUGCUGCUCAACCCAGUAAAGCACAUUUAGCUACUGAACAAUGCUGGAGGGAAGGAGAACUUUGUAAUGGUAUGACUGGAGAUUUGAGGGGGGGUGGGCAGUUACACCACAACUGACUCAGUGCAGAGUAGCAAGCAGCAGGUACAAUCUGAGUAGUAAGAACUUGGAAGUUCAUCAGUUGAACCCUUAAAACAAAACACUAUUUUGGGAAGACUUAGUACUGGCUUUGAUGCCCAACAUUGUGUAUUUUUCUAAGUAAACAAAUAGUAAAAGAGAAUCCGGGGGAAACCUGAAUUUCAUGAGACCUUUUGUGGCAUACGCUUUUAUAGUCUCUGGUCAAAGGAAGUUUAUUCCACAAUAAAUCGUUAGUGUGCUGCCUUGUUUUUCUUUGGGUAGAUGUUUGGUGAAUUUGUAACAAAUAAUCAAAGACCAUGCUAUGCCUUUUUCUGUCAGAAGAUGAGAAGCAGAAAUUAUUCAUGGCUGCAUGGGUUUAAUCUCUCUCUCUCUCUGUCUCUCUCUCUUUCUCUUUCUUUCUUUCUCUUUCUUCAGAACCACGGAGAGUGAAAUUUUCCAGAUGAGUGUUUUUGAUCUGAGGUGGUGAGAAGGAAAUAACCCUACACUAUAGAGUAGGAAACGUGCUUCUGCGGUUGUUUGUUUGUAUUUAGCAGCUGAACAACAAAGGGUUAACAAUGGAGGUCAGAAACUACAUUUCCCAGCGGGCCGCGCGAACACCAACCGCUUCCCCGUCAGGUAAUUGAAGGAGGCGGAGGCGGCUCAGGGGCAUGCGUACAUCACACAAUCGCUGCGGCCGUCACUUCCAGGGCAACCGACACUUCCGUUGCCUGGCCCGAUCCGGGACUCGUGUGGUUGGAUCCCUGUGGAUUCAGUAGGUGGGUGACUUUCCUCAGCUCCUCAAGGCCUCGGGUCGGUUUCCAUGGAGACGUGCAGCCUUCGCGAAGGCAGGAGCGCAACUGCCUCUUCGUGGGGAAGAGUCUUGCCCGUCGCCUCGCCUUAGGCCCCUUCCCCUCUGUGCUGCCGGGCAGGCACUGAAACGCGGCGAUAGCUGCGCGGUUGUCCACACUCGAAACGGGGUGGGGGUUGAAACCCCAAUGGGGAAGCAGUGUGUCGCCUAGUGUCAACGACAUAUGGAUAGUUCCGAAUCUUUGGCUGUUGGUUAAAUCUAGAACGGUUUCGCUUCUACGGAAUCGAAACUGUUCCAGAUGGAUCAAAAUGACAGAUCAGCAACAUUCAGCCCCAGGAUCGAUCUCCUCCCCCCUCUGUACAAUGCCAAUUCAGUAGUUAAGCAUGUGGGGAAAAGGUUGCCACUAGAAGUCUUGCUGAGACUCUGCUGUGGUAUGGGAGCACUGGCCUGCUCCCCUCCACCCUCUCUUCAGAAGGAUCCUCCAGUGAAACUGGUUGCUGACUAGGGACCUAAAUAAAACGGAGCCUUAGCUGUCUUCAGAUGGAGCCACCAGGCACACAUUCAUAGCCAGCCCAUGCAGCCUAUAAGUGGCACAUCAUCCAGCUUACAAUAUGUACCACAAGCAAAAGAAGAGGGAUGGACGAAGUUUGUGCUGUACUGUGUUUGCACAAUCAUCUCUCAGUUUAAGCUGAGAUGUGCAGAAGCUUCAAGCAUUUUCAGGCAGCUCAUUUGGCAAAACAGCUCAUAAAGCUAUGGUUAAUCGUUGCUGCCAAUGGCUUCUAAAGCCAGAAUAUAAAGCUAUGGUUUAAAGUUGGCUUCCAGAUCCUGGAUCAUUUGGAAGCAAUUCACUGUUGUUCCUGGUUUGUAUGUGAAGGGAAGCUGUGGCUAACUUCAGUUUCUUGGCUUGUUUGUUCAUUCACACAAAGCAUGGUGCAUAGGGGAUGUGUGCAGGUGUCGGAAAGUUGUGCAUAUCUUGGCUGAUUAAGCUGAGAUUUGAGUGUGAUCUUUACAAUUCUGUGAUCUUUACAAUUCAAUGUAUAGUUUAACAAGCCCAUCCAGAUCGUUUAGGCCACUGAUAAUAAGCAGUCCCCCAGCAACGGCAAACCCUCAGACUCCCUGGACCACCUGGGGAAACUUCCUGCCUAACCAGAAACAUAUUUAGGUUAGAGAAUAAACAGGAAAGCAAGGUGUCCACCCUUUGAAAAAUGCAUAUAUAAUAGGGGGCAUUUUUGUCCAACUUAACAUGUUAUGUAAAAUGGGACACCAGGAGAGGAAAGAUACCUCAGUACUUUUGCAAGCUUUCUAACAAGAGUAGAUGUUUCAUUUUUAAAACAUGAGUUGGUUUAAUUAAUAUUUUUUUUUGUAUCCAUAGCAGUUGCAAAGGAAACAAGAUGGCAGAGGAAGCUGGAGAUGAAAAGAAACUGGUGGCCAAGUUUGAGUUGGAGAGGGAGACUGAGCUCCGCUUUGAGGUUGAAGCUUCACAAAUGGUCCAACUAGAGCUUCUGACAGGCAUGGCUGAGGUCUUUGGAACGGAACUGACACGCAACAAGAAAUUCACCUUUGAUGCUGGUGCCAAAGUGGCUGUCUUCACCUGGCAUGGCUGUUCAGUACAGCUAACUGGUCGGACUGAAGUAGCCUACGUCUCCAAGGACACUCCCAUGCUGCUGUACCUCAACACCCAUACAGCCCUGGAACAGAUGCGGUGGCAGGCUGAGCGUGAGGAUGAACGGGGACCUCGUGUCAUGGUGGUGGGCCCCACAGAUGUAGGAAAGUCAACAGUCUGCCGUCUGCUGCUGAAUUAUGCUGUGCGCCUAGGGCGCCGGCCCACUUUUGUGGAGCUGGAUGUAGGGCAGGGCUCAAUCUCUAUCCCAGGCACCAUGGGGGCACUCUAUAUUGAGCGGCCUGCAGAUGUUGAAGAAGGCUUCUCGGUUCAGGCCCCUCUGGUCUAUCACUUUGGGUCCACCACACCUGGCACUAACAUCAAACUCUAUAACAAGGUAAGCAGCAUAUUUGAAGUAGUAUGUGAUAUGGUGAUCCUUUGCAUGCAUCCUAGGCUCAUGGAGCUGGGCUGGGCUAGGUUUUUUAUAUCCUUAUCAAACCGAGAAUAGGGAUGAUAGUUAGAAAUUGAAUUUCCAUUUUCACCUUUGACUAUGUUAUGCUGGAGGACAAACAAGAGAUGGCUAGUCAAUAAAUUAUUAUCAUGAACCCUGUUAAUCUGCUUCAGCAUGCUGUUAUAUUCCAACUGUCAUUAAUUUGGAGACCAGCAUGUAGAUGUAGGGCUGCCUAAGCCUUUUUAUUUGAACAGGCAUAGGCACCUGCAACUCUUCAUAGGACUAGGCUAGGUUAAUGGUCGAUAACUCUUCAGAUCCUUAUCUUUUAUACAAGGCAAUAAACUAAAAUAUGCUGGUUUUACUUAUCUAAGGAGUAAAUUGUAUAAGACAAGACUGUUUAGGGAGAGUCUUGUUAAUAUAUUUGACUUGGAUAACAGACCUGUCUCUGAUUAAAUAAAAUACUUAAAAACCACACCAAUGAAACUCCAGAUCGUUAUCCUUUACACAAAGACAUUAACACAAGACAUGCUGGUUUUACUGGUUUGAGAAGUAAAUUGUGUAAGGCAGGACAGUUUAGGAAGGAUCUUGUUAAUAUGUUUGACUUGAUGUGUCUCUGAUGAAGGCAAAUAUUUAAAAUAAAAACACUGAUAAUUUCAUUAUUAAAGAAAAUAUUAAUGAAGACAACAUCUGCGCUGAAUAAACAUAUGAUGCUGCUUGGUUGAUCUAGAAACUUCUCUUUAAAACAGCAGGCUUUUGUCUUUUGCAAACACAGUGAAUUGGUCAUGGAGCUUAUUUCAGCUUAACUCCCAUCAAAAUCCAACAAUAUCUGGAGGGCAGCAGGUUGGGGAAGGUAUGCUGUGCCUCUUAAGUUUCCAACUUAUUUCUCUGGCAUCUACAGUUAAAAGGUUCUCAGGUCACCGGCUUGGGAAAGUUAUUGAGGCCGUGCAGAACUGCUGCUAGUCCGAGUAGACAAUUAUGGGCUAAUUGUAUAAAUGGUCUGGCUCAGAAUAAGCAGCUUCAUAUGUUUAUAGAAAAGUAAUACAGAUUCACUUUUGAAAAGCAGGGUGGGGUGUGACUAAGGUAAAACUUCAGUAUUGGUAAACAAUCUGGAGAUUUCCAAGGAUGGAAGCUUCUAAAAGAGGCCAGCUAACUUCAUUUCAUAAGACUUUCACCCAUGAGAUUUGUGUGGUUUCCUGUUGGUUAAUGCUGCUGCUUCAUCUUUUUCUGCAGAUUACAUCCCGCUUGGCCGAUGUAUUUAACCAGCGCUGCGAGGUGAACCGCCGGGCUUCGGUCAGUGGCUGUGUCAUCAAUACCUGUGGCUGGGUGAAGGGAUCUGGGUACCAGGCACUUGUGCAUGCUGCCUCUGCCUUUGAAGUUGAUGUUGUGGUAGUUCUGGACCAGGAGCGCCUCUACAAUGAGCUGAAGCGGGACUUGCCUCAUUUUGUUCGGACAGUGCUGCUCCCUAAAUCAGGUGGAGUGGUCGAGCGCUCCAAGGACUUCCGGCGGGAGUUUCGUGAUGACCGCAUACGCGAAUAUUUCUAUGGUUUCCGAGGAAGCUUCUACCCACAUGCCUUUGAUGUGAAGUUCUCUGAUGUCAAGAUAUACAAAGUGGGCGCCCCCACUAUCCCUGAUUCCUGCCUGCCUCUGGGCAUGUCGCAGGAAGACAACCAACUCAAACUGGUACCAGUUACACCUGGGCGUGACAUGGUACACCAUCUCUUAAGUGUUAGUACUGCUGAUGGCACUGAUGAGAACAUCUCUGAAACAAGUGUGGCUGGUUUCAUUGUAGUCACUGGAGUUGACCUUGAACGCCAGGUCUUCACCGUGCUUUCACCAGCACCUCGCCCGUUGCCCAAGAACUUUCUGCUCAUCAUGGACAUUCGUUUCAUGGAUCUUAAGUAGUACCGGCCUUUGCAAGAAAAUGAUAAGACUCCACCAGGCAACUGCUAGCUCCCUCACAAACAAACCCAUUACAAUCCUGGAUGGAACAGCAUCUCACAUGGACCAGGCAAGAGAGAGAAAGCAGUCACAAUAAGGGAUGAACAUAGUUUGAACAAUUUGAAAUAGUCCUUUCUGUUUUCUCUUCAUUGUUGGAAUGAAUCCCUGAGUAGAAUGGUAGAAGAUGAAGCUUAGAAAAUUCAUGGGUUUGACUUGUUGAACCGCUAUAAUGGACAAAAGUGUUGUCUGCUAGCUAGUUAAUUGGUCUCCUUUGAGGUGUCAUUCAUUUAAACUGGUCUUAUCUGAAAGUGACAAUAGUGUAAAGAGGGCAUUUUUUUUUAAAAAAACCUUUAUAUAUAGAUAUUUUUAACUUUAAUAAAUUCCCAAAUAUUGAUAGUU
Podarcis lilfordi (Lilford's wall lizard) is the source of this 8158-nucleotide messenger RNA. The record is from the annotation of a GenBank genome assembly. Lineage: Eukaryota; Metazoa; Chordata; Lepidosauria; Squamata; Lacertidae.